Messenger RNA from Ceratitis capitata (Mediterranean fruit fly), 4977 nucleotides. RefSeq names its product GTPase-activating protein (gene RasGAP1). The record is from RefSeq and is a predicted model, not a curated record. Gene Ontology annotation, biological process: regulation of GTPase activity; intracellular signal transduction. Lineage: Eukaryota; Metazoa; Arthropoda; Insecta; Diptera; Tephritidae. The coding region runs from base 455 to 3628 and encodes 1057 amino acids. The transcript has 7 exons.
AAUAGUAGCAAAGAAAUCGUGUGUCGUAUAGGUUGUUCGUUCGCUCGUACGUUACGGUAGUGUGACGGCUUGGAACUUUUGCGCAUAGUUAGCAUUUACAUACAAGUUUACAUAUAUUCUCUUUUAUUCACUAUGAACAGCAUACAUACGUUUUGCGGUUGAAUGAAACUUGUGCAGCAGUCAGCAAAGUCCUCUGCCGGCUCCGAUUUCGUCGAUUUGGUUUCAUGUAUGAAUUCAUAGUCUACCAAUUAUGUGCAUCAAUAACUUUUCCAAGACAAAUGUUUAAAAUAAAAAAAAAGUUCGUUAUUUCAAAAACAAAUUGUAUUAUUUUGCAACACCCAAAGCAUUUAAAAUAUAAGCAACGGCAACUCUACAACAUUAAAGUGUAGAAAAAUUUCCCUCGUUUGGUAAAGAAUACAAAGAAUUACGCUGAACUGGAGAGCUAACUAACGAAAUGCAACUGAAAAAGAAAUACGAGGAAAGAGACGACCACAGUAUGGAACAUACAAGCAUUAGUUAUGGAUCCAACAUGGCCGAUAAUACACGCGAAGUUAGAAUUGAAGAGCAAUUAAAAGUGAAAAUUGGAGAAGCUAAAAACCUGAGCAGUCGCAAUGCCGCCAACACAAGCUGCAGCACACAAGGCGUGCGAGAUGUAUACUGCACGAUCGCGCUUGAUCAGGAGGAGAUCUGUCGAACACCAACCAUCGAACGCACUUUGGCGCCAUUUUUUGGCGAGGAAUAUCAAUUCAAAAUACCGCGACGCUUCCGUUAUCUUUCCAUAUAUGUAUGGGAUCGCGAUCGGCACAUGAAACAGGACAAGCCGAUUGGUAAGAUAGCGAUCAAACGCGAAGAGCUGCAUAUGUACAAUCACAAGGAUAAUUGGUUUGCUUUGCGACCGGUCGAUUCGGACUCCGAGGUGCAGGGUAUGGCUCAUAUUGAGGUGCAAUACGAAGAGGUGCAACCGCCAGUGCGUGGACAACGUAUCAAUUUAAUACGGCCCAUCGAAUAUGAUCCCAGUGAUAUCAUUGAGGAUAUUAGCCAUCAUCAUCAACAUCAAGCCCAUCAAAAUGACUACAAAGAGAAUAGUGAGCUGAGUAAUAUACAACGUGGUUCGCUUAAAAGUCGCAGUCUCUUUGGCACCGAUAACGAACAUACGGCGAAUUGGAAAAAUGUGUUAGCCGUGCGACAUUCACGAAUUGCUGUUCGUUGUUUGGAAUGUGUCGAUUUGGCUAAAAAGAAUGGCACUUGUGAUCCAUAUGUUAUAUUUACAGCGACCUAUACGAAUAAGCGACAAGUGACGAGACGCACAAAAGUGCGUGAAAAAACUGUUAAUCCUGAAUUUGAUGAGACAGUGUACUUUGAUCUCUGCAUCGAUGCUGAUAAUGCCACAACAAAGUCGUUAUGUACACAUCAUGACGCCAGUACAACGAACUCUAAUAAAGGCUAUACGAUUUAUCCGUUCGGUGGUGCUAAUCUUUGUGAGAUUUCCAUUGCUUUAUGGCACAAUUCGGCAGGUAUGGCUGAUAAGGUGUUCCUUGGUGAAGUGAAAAUACCCAUUUUAAACAACAAGCAACUACAUCAGUCCGCUUGGUAUUUCCUCCAACCCCGCUCAGCCAGCUCAUUGAAUCGCUCGAUAUCGUCAACGCCGCGCUCCUGUGCGACCCCACCUGGUACACGUCUCAGCUGUGACAGCACGAUUGGCACACUGCGCCUAAAACUACUCUAUACCGCCGAUCAUGUCUUCCCGCUUGCAACGUACGAUGAUCUAAUGAACCUGCUAUUGGAGUCGGUCGAUCAGCGUCCGAUAACAGUGUCCGCCGUCUCCAUAUUGGGCGAAUUGGUGUCGUGCAAGACGGAUAUGGCGCAACCAUUAGUGCGACUAUUCACACACAAAGGCCGCAUAGCGUCGAUUAUCAAGGCGUUGGCCGAUUAUGAGAUUUCCAAUCUAACCGAUCCGACGACGAUUUUUCGUGGCAACACAUUGGUUUCCAAAAUGAUGGACGAAGCUAUGCGACUGUCUGGCUUACCUUAUCUGCAUCAGACGUUACGGCCAGUGUUGGCGCAGAUAUUGAGUGAGAAGAAACCUUGUGAAAUAGAUCCGUCCAAAGUAAAGGACCGUUCAGCUGUCGAUACAAAUUUAAAUCACCUGCAGGCUUAUGUGGAACGUGUAUUCGAUGCAAUUACACAGAGUGCGGUGCGUUGCCCGAAAGUGCUAUGUCAGAUAUUUCAUGAUCUACGCGAAUGUGCUGGCCGGCAUUUUCCACGUAAUCAUGAAGUACGCUACUCAGUGGUAUCCGGUUUCAUAUUUCUACGUUUUUUCGCGCCUGCCAUACUUGGUCCAAAGUUGUUUGAUUUGACGUCAGAACCGUUGGAUCACCAAACAAAUCGUACACUAACACUGAUUUCAAAAACGAUACAAUCGCUUGGGAAUUUGGUGAGUUCACGCUCUUCACAGCAGCCGAACAAAGAAGAAUACACCGGCCAGCUGUAUAAGCGUUUUUACACGGAUAAGCAUGUGGCUGCGGUAAAACACUUUUUGGAGGUGAUUUCGACGCCCGGUGAAGAUUGCCGAAUGCAAGGAGAUGCAGACAAUAUUUUGUUGCCAGUUGUGUGCCCUGCUGAUGGUACACUCGAACCAGUAUUACUUAAAGAGGGCGAUGGAAUGAUGACGAAAUAUCCACAAGGCCGUAAACGUUUCGGGCGUAGACGUUUCAAACAACGUUACUUUCGUCUGACAACGAAAACUCUCAGCUAUGCCAAAUCGAAGGGCAAACAACCCAUCUGUGAUAUACCAUUGUCGGAGAUUGAGCGUGUCGAGCAGUUGAACGAGAAAAGUUUUAAAAUGCAAAACUGUUUUAAGAUCAUACGCAAAGAACGUUCACUCAUUAUACAGGCAACGAAUUGUGUGGAGGAGCGCGAAUGGAUCGAUUUGUUGCACAAAAUCUGCCUUACGAAUUCCAUCCGCCUGCAGUAUUUUCAUCCGUCCGCCUUUGUGAACGGCAUCUACAGUUGUUGUUCGCGCUCGGACGAGAAUGCGCCCGGUUGUCGCACUGUCUCCCCGGAAGCGAUCAACUACUUUCAAAUGGAUCUUGUUACAUCACUAGAUCCAGCACUUGAUCUACAACGAAUACACACAUUGAUUAUGUCGCAUAUGACGCAACUGGAAGCGCCACUCGAUCCAAUUAGUUUCCAUCAUUUAUCGCAGGGUCACAAUCCACUUGGACCCACAGUGUUGGCAUUGCAACAACAUUCACCAAUCGCAUAUGCUGAAUUUCAGACGACAAUAGAACAGUUGCGCAAAGUGGCAUACGCCAUCGAUCGUGAUCAUCUCAAUUAUAAGACAGGCAUAGCAUGCGAAUUAAAGUAUGGUAGUCGGCAGGCGCCGAUUGGUGAUGAUAAUUACCUGCAUCACUUCAGUUUGGCGCAACAUCAACAUCAGCAACAACAACAUCAACAUCAGCAACAACAACAGCAGCAGCAGCAAAGCCAACAUCAACAGCAGCACCAACAACAGGUAUUGCUGCAUACACAGCAGCAACAACAACAACAGCAGCAGCAGCUGCAGCAGGCACCGCAAAUUUUGCCACAAAUGCAACAUGUGCGUGCUUAUCCGUAUCACCUUAAAUAGCUGGCGAAAUGAGCGGCGUAGGCGUAUGGGGAUACACACAUACGAGUACAAUACAUACAUAUUUAGUUUUAAUGUACAUUUAUGGGUAGUUGAUAUGUGUAAGUAAAUAAGAAAAGCGAAAGCGCUUAAUCAGAGCUAUACAUGGCAUGUUAUAUGUACCUAAAUAUAAUUGAAAAGCAAUAGGUACUUACUUACCCAUUAAAUUUAUUUAUCAAUGUAAAAAUGGCAGCUAAAAGUGGGCGUGACGAGCCGUGGUGCGGCUACGCCCCUUCUUCUACAUUCGACUAUUGUAGCUAAUGUAGUGAGGCGUCUGAUAAUCAUCGUAAUAUUUAGUGCUGCGCUAGUAUCUAUAAUAAAUAUAUAUAUAUACAUAUGUAUAUGUGUAUUACCACCCUCUCUUCCCAAAAAAAAAAAUUAAAAAUAUAAAAUUAAAAGAAAUCCAAGCAACAAAUACUACAAGCAAAAGUUCAAAUUCUUUAUAAACAAAAUAAAAACCGUUAUGUUCUAAAUAUUUUUUAUAUAUAUACAUAAUAAUUGUGCGUAAAUCUAUUUAACAACAAAACUUACUUUAUGCGAAUUAAAAAUAAUAUACUAAGAAAGAAAAACAACAAAAAAAACAAAAUCGUAUUUGCAUUCGUAUACGCAUGCGUAUGAACGUAUGAGACUAUUUAUUUUAUACAACGCUAUUAUAUAUAAAUACAAACAUACAUAUAUACCUACUUAUUAUGAUUAUUAUUAUUUUUAUAAUUAUUACAUAUUGUUAAAUAAUAUAAUUGUAUACAAAAUUUUAAGUGCAUAGUUAAGCAAACGUUUAUCUACGAGCGUUAGUUCUAAAUUAAACGCUUUGUAGUGUGUAUAUAGUAUUUAGUACAUAAAUAUAUUUAUAUUAUACAUGUACUACUUAUAUGAGUACGAUUUAGUGUAAAAACAAAAAGAAAACUUCUUAUACCAACUAACAAAACUGGCUUAACACACAUUUUGCGUCUCAUUUCACAGAGGCCCAAGGUGUCAAAGUUAAAACUUGUAAGAAAUGAACUCCAAUUUACUGCAUUAUAUGCAUCAUGCUCUAAGCUACAAAACAUAUUUGAAUUAGUAAAUGGACUUUUGUAUUUUAAACUAUUGCAAAUAAGGAGAAAAGCAGUAAGCAAAAUGUAACUAUUGCAUAAGUAAAAUUAUAUUUAGUUUAUAAGUACUAUGAAAACGUCUACGUCUAGGGAAUUUGUGAAAAAAACGAGAAUUACUUGCUAGUGGAUGCAGUAUAUAUUUAAAUAAUAGAGCAACUCAAACAACAUAUUGAAAUCGGCAAAUAAGCUUUAGUUUAGGUAAGCAAAAUCAAAAAAAAAAAAAAA